ACUUGUUAUUUCCUUCUUGCAGUUCCAUGAUGGAAGCGAACACGUGUGAAGCGGACUCGGAAGCCGACUGGAUGUCAGUCACGCUGUUCCGUCCGUCGCUGGAGACAAUGCGUGUGGACUGAAGGGUAUUUCGGGGUGUCGGCAGAGAGAGGUGGGCGUGUUGGAGCCGUUUUACGUCGAAAGCCUCGGUGACGAACGGAGCGAACUCCUCCUCAGACUGAUACUAGUGUAUUUAUCGCCCCUCCUGGAUCCGCGUUCAUCUUCACCAGCGCUCACCGCACCGAUCGAGACCACAGGGAUGAUCACCCGGCUCCUAUUGCUAACUCCUCAUUAAACACAGGCAUUAAAGGACGCUUCUGCAGCGGGGUGCAAGAGAACACCGUUGUUAAUCUGGAAACGUGGUUAAAAGAUACUUUUGUUCACAUUUUUUUUUUUUUUUUUUUUUUUUUUACAUUGCUUGAACUCCGGUUGACCUGGUGUCAUUUUUUUUUUGUCCCUUAUGUCCCGAAAAUCUUCCGACAAUGACUACACCCUUCGUAGCAUGAGCAAUCUGAUGGGGGAGAGGAGAAAGACCGCCGAUGAUGGGGAGCGCAGUCUUAUCAAGGCUGCUUCCAGCGGCAGUCUGAGCAGCCAGGCCACCGGGGCCGCCUCCUCCGGCCACCUGGAGCGAGCUGCCCGCAAGCAGUUCCAGGGAGAUGCCACGCCGACGUUUGUGUACAUCCUGGUGGUGUUCUCCGCCCUGGGGGGCUUCUUGUUCGGCUACGACACCGGAGUGGUCUCGGGUGCGAUGCUCCUGCUAAAGAAGGAGAUGAAUUUGAGUGCCAUGUGGCAGGAGGUACUGGUGUCAAGUAGCGUGGGCGCAGCGGCACUGUCCGCCCUGGCCGGCGGCUUUCUGAACGGGCUCUUCGGGCGAAGGGUAUGCAUCUUGCUGGCGAGCUCCGUCUUCUCCACCGGAGCAGUAGUGUUAAGCGCGGCCCCUAAUAAGGAGGUUCUUUUGGUCGGAAGAGUUAUUGUUGGAGUGGGAUUAGGUAUUGCGUCAAUGACGGUGCCAGUCUACGUUGCUGAGGUAUCACCCCCGCACCUGCGUGGCCAGUUGGUCACCAUUAACACGCUCUUCAUCACUGGUGGCCAGUUCAUCGCCAGCCUUGUUGUCGGGGCCUUCAGCUACCUGCACCGUGGCGGCUGGAGGUAUAUACUGGGCCUGUCCGUGGUGCCAGCAGCACUCCAGUUCUUCGGAUUCCUGUUCCUGCCAGAUAGUCCACGUUGGCUCAUCCAUAAGGGCCUGACUCAGCGGGCCCGCCGCAUGCUCAGCCAGAUCCGUGGCAACCAGAGCAUCGAUGAGGAGUAUGACAGCAUUAAGAGCAGCAUCGAGGAGGAGGAGAAGGAUGCAGCAGGAGGAGGCCCAGUGAUCUGGCGCAUGCUGGCGUACCCCCCUGCCCGCCGGGCACUCAUCGUAGGCUGUGGGUUGCACAUGUUCCAGCAGCUCUCGGGCAUCAACAUUAUCAUGUACCACAGUGCCACCAUCCUGCAGAUGUCGGGAGUGCGGGACGAGAAGAUGGCCAUCUGGCUCACGGCGUUCACAGCCUUCACCAGCUUCCUACUCACCCUGGUGGCAGUGUGGCUGGUGGACAGGGCGGGCCGCAGACGGCUGACACUGGGCAGUAUUGCCGGUACGGUUAUGAGCCUGGCACUCCUGGGAGUCGGAUUCCUCCUAUCCGCCCGGAACUCUCCGUCCGUCACCGCGCACCCAUCUGUACUCAAUUCCUCAUGCUCACAGUAUGGGUCAUGUGAGCCGUGCAUGCUGGAUCCCAACUGCGGGUUCUGUUUCCAUGAGAACGGCACAGCGGCGUUCAGCUCCUCCUGCCUGCCUGUCAGUCACGCAUCCCCAGAGGCUGCGGCAUGGGGCAGAUGUUCCCAUGGAACCCAGAUGAGAGAUGGGAUCUACUGGGCCUUCAAUUACUGUCCUACCUCCUACUCCUGGAUUGUGCUCCUGAGUCUCAUCCUGUACCUGGUUUUCUUUGCUCCUGGCCUGGGGCCCAUGCCAUGGACAGUCAACUCAGAGAUUUACCCUCUGUGGGCCAGAAGCACAGGCAAUGCCUGCUCUGCUGGCAUCAACUGGACCUUCAGCAUCCUGGUGUCACUGACCUUCCUCCACACCACACAGUACCUAACUUACUACGGUAUGUUCUUCCUCUACACCGGCCUGACCCUGCUGGGCUUCUUCUUUGUGUUCGGGUGCCUGCCGGAGACCAAGGGCCGCAGGAUGGAGGAGUGCGAGUCGCUGUUUGAGAGUCAGCUGUGCUCGUGUGGCGCCUCUGAUGCAGAAGAGGGCCGACAGAUAGAGUACAUCCGAGUGAAGGGAAGCAACUACCACCUCUCAGACAAUGACGCGUCUGACGUUGAGUAGCCAAGGCCAGCCUGCCGCAGAACGUUCUGGAUAAAGAAAGGUACCAUUGGGAUAAAUGACCCAAAUCCCAGUCCACCUCAGCAGUUAAUCUCACAAUUUUCCAUCGUAUUCCAGUAGGCUCCUGUGUGCGCAUGACAAAGGCACACAUUUAAAAUAUCGCUGAGGUACCAGUGCUGUAGCACUGAUACACUGGACAAUGUAACAAUGUUUGGUGGGUCUGCAUUUCACAAAAGGGGAUUAGUCUCCAAGUCCAUUCCAUUAUGUCAGCGUUAACUCUGCUUGCAAUGCUGCAAAAUAGCCUUGUUCAGUUUUAUUUGGACAAUUUAAUUACUUAGUUUACCUCCUUUCUUUUUUUUCAAUGUAGAUUCUAGAUUUAGACAAUUCAAUUACUUAGUGCACAUCAUUUUU
This is a messenger RNA of Scleropages formosus (Asian bonytongue), 2815 nucleotides long. RefSeq names its product proton myo-inositol cotransporter-like. The transcript is spliced from 10 exons. The record is from RefSeq and is a predicted model, not a curated record. Lineage: Eukaryota; Metazoa; Chordata; Actinopteri; Osteoglossiformes; Osteoglossidae. Gene Ontology annotation, cellular component: apical plasma membrane. The coding region runs from base 500 to 2407 and encodes 635 amino acids. Gene Ontology annotation, molecular function: myo-inositol:proton symporter activity. Gene Ontology annotation, biological process: transmembrane transport; myo-inositol transport.